GCCCCCCGGCUGGGCAGUUGAUCCACUCAGGUCCUUUGAAAGAGUUGGGUUUUACUGAGUGAUUCGGGCUGCUCCGAUCUCUCUCCAAAGAUCUCCAACUGCCUGCCUCCAGCCCGGGGAGAGACGUGUGGAUUUUAAUUGUGGCCCUGUCCAGGCGGAGCGACUCGACAUGGCUCGCCUGUCUGGUGUCUGGUCCCGACCCGGACUCCUCCAGCUCGCAGUCGUCCUGCAACUCAUCUGCUCGUGUUUAGCCCAAGGUCCGACAGGGGAACGAGGUGAUCUGGGGACUCUGGGCCCGGCAGGGAUUCCUGGAGCAGACGGGAUAGAUGGGGAACCUGGGCCCGUUGGCCCUCCUGGACCACCAGGGCCCAAAGGGGAAAUGGGUGCCCCUGGACCAGAUGGACCUGAAGGUGACCCAGGAUAUGAUGGUUUAGAAGGUCCAAAGGGAGAGCCAGGAAUUCCUGGAAGGUCUGGUCCCAAGGGUCUGGUGGGCUUACCCGGACCUCCUGGGCCACCGGGUUCUGGAAUCAGGGGACCAGCUGGUCCUCCUGGCCCAGUUGGGCUUCCUGGAGAAAUUGGGCGUCCAGGAGCUAAAGGUGCGGCGGGACAGAUUGGACCAAUGGGUAAGCAGGGCCCUCGGGGUCUCCAGGGACCUCCUGGUAACCUCUAUGGUGCGGAAGGGAGUGCAGACCUUCUGUGCCCCACUUCAUGCCCACCUGGACUAAAAGGCCCACAAGGACUUCAAGGACUCAAGGGUCACAAGGGCAAACCAGGACCUCUGGGAGAUGCUGGAAGACAGGGACCGUCGGGUAUUAAAGGUGCACCUGGUAUCUCCGGAGAACAAGGCAUCCCUGGCCCACCAGGACCUCAGGGCCUUCGAGGAUACCCUGGUAUGAUGGGAGCAAAAGGUGAAAGAGGUGUUCGUGGAUACAAGGGCAUGGUUGGUCCCCCUGGUCCUAGCGGUCCUCGGGGUGAACAGGGGCCUGAGGGGCCACUUGGUGACUUUGGUGACAAAGGAGAGCGGGGAGAACAAGGGCAACAGGGGCGCCAAGGUUCCUCAGGGCCCAAGGGAAAAAGUGGAUUGCCGGGCAUUGACGGCAAGGAUGGCACCCCUGGGGUUCCUGGUAUGAAGGGAGCAACGGGCCGAGCUGGAAUUCCAGGACCUGCCGGUCCCCAGGGAGGAGCUGGUUUAUCAGGACAGCCAGGUCAGAAGGGAGCCGCUGGUGCCAAGGGUGAAAGUGGCUUGCAGGGAAUGAUUGGCGUCCCUGGUCCACGAGGUAAAAUGGGUGAGCCUGGACCUCAGGGGGAGAUUGGCCCCCCAGGACCUGAGGGUCUGAAGGGUGACAGAGGGAUGCGUGGAGAAAGUGGUCCCCCAGGGCCCAGAGGCAAGAAUGGGACGAAGGGAGAGCGAGGUCCCACGGGGACUCCGGGCCCUCAGGGGAUACCUGGGCUGAAGGGAGAUAAGGGAUUCCAAGGAAAAAGAGGGCCCAAAGGCGGUAUUGGGGACCCCGGAGUGGAAGGCUUGGAUGGCGAUCAAGGUGAAAAGGGAGACGACGGGGAGCCGGGCGUGAAGGGACAGCAAGGUGUACCAGGGGAACCAGGCUAUCAAGGCGCUCCCGGUAACCCGGGGGAGCCCGGAGCUGAGGGUGCGGCCGGACUGUCCGGGCCCCGGGGUCCCAACGGAGAACGCGGAAUACCGGGAACAAUCGGGCGCCAGGGACCCCCUGGGCGAGAUGCAGGAGAUCAGCAUAUUGUUGAGGUGUGCUUGAAAAUGAUGCAAGAGCAGUUAGCAGCAGCAGCAGUCAGUGCCAAGAGACAGGUGUUGGGUGGAGCAGGGAUGACAGGACCACCCGGACCCCCCGGAACAGUGGGCGCUGCUGGUGAACAAGGAGACCACGGUGUUCCAGGACCUCGCGGUCUGCCUGGUCUGCCAGGCGUCCACGGCCAGAUUGGAAACACAGGACCAAAGGGCAAGCGAGGGGAGAAAGGUGAUCGAGGUGAGACGGGACGUGGACAUCCUGGCCUACCAGGCCCACCUGGAAUUACAGGACCCCCAGGAAUGCCAGGACGGAGUAUAGACGGUAGACCUGGUGAUGUGGGCGUGCAGGGUGUGGCCGGACAACCUGGUCGCCCUGGUCUACCUGGACCCCCCGGUAUACCUGGAUUCUGCGAAGCUGCUGCUUGCUUAGGGGCCUCGGCAUACCUGGCCUCAGGUGGGGGACCUGACUUCAAAGGGCCGUGAACUGUUACUGACCACCAGCGCGCGGCCAAACAACUGACCAGCAAGUGCCGCGUGCACAGCAGAGAGAAAAAGAGAGAGAGAGAAUGGAGACAGCCAGGAAUCAACCCCAGUGGAAGGGGUUUCUUGAAGACUGAACUGAUUUAAAAUAUUUGGUGCGUUUUAUAAAGAAAUACAAAGGAAAUGAAAAAAUAACCACAAAAUACUGCUUUUCAGAUUAAAUGAAAGUCAAAAGAGUUUAAAAAAAGUUUUGCAUCGGUAUGUUUAUUUGAGCAAAGAUUGAUGUACAUUGGUUUCUAACUUUUUAUUUGGGUUUAAUUAUUUUAAAAUGAAUAGGGCAAACUAUUAGGGAAUGUUAUAGUGAUGUGAGUUUGCAUCGGUUCCAUGUGUAAAUCUAAUAAGUGCUGCAGUCUGUGUUUGUGUAUAGAAUUCCAUUCCAUUGUAGCUACUGGACUAAAUGUGUUCUUGAUGACCCAUCUGGUUAUAUGCUCUGGACAAGUGCGGAGAUCAAGCCCAUUGCUGACAUCCUCCUGUCACCACACUGGGUUACACCACCUGUCACCCGGAUCUCUACAGACAUAUUUCAAGGCCCUGUCUGGGUGAGGCUAGUUCGAUGGUUGCUGUGACCCAUACCGGCAUGAAUUCUGUGUGAGCCAGCUCUGAUGAAAUGAAAAAGCAAACAAGCUGCAAGGGUUGUAAAUUCAACAUCCACAAUAGGUCAAUCAGUAUCAGCAAGAGAGCUGGGGUGAAGGAAUCAGCUCUGGUGAUGUUCUUAUCUAGCAGUGUGGAGUUAAGUGAUACAGAGUUCAAUGCUGCAUCUUCAUGCUCUGUUGUGGUUUCAUUGCCCAUAUAGUGAGAGGGCACAGGGUUGGCACUACCACACCCAUCCCAAAACUCUGGGAUCACACCCAUUGAGCCAGAGCUCUGGUGGGCCUCAGCAAUGAGAUUUGAACCCUGCACUUUCCAAUCCCAAGCCAGGAGUACCACCUGCUGGGCCAAAGGCUCACUCUCUGAUGGUCGAAGGAAGAUUAACUUGCCUUUUGUUUUGGUCAACCUGCUGGACAUUCCGAGCAGUGUUGAGGUUUCCCUUUUGAUUGGAGCAGUGCUGACACUGAGCUGAGAUAUGAAACAGACAUCAUCUUUCAGAGAGUGGGUGUUAGAAGUCCCACUGAGCAUUGUAAGGAACACUCCUGCCAUCCUGUAGUCUCCAUUUCUGCUGUGGCAUCUUUGUAUAAACUCUUCCCUCCCACUCUUAGUGAUCCAGAGAAGGUCCCCGCAAAUGGCAGCAGGCUAUGGUGAAUCUUCCUGCCAUUGUCCUCAGUGUAAAUACAUAGAUGUAGUUUACAGGAUUCGUACAGGAGAAGAUACUGUUCCAUGAAACAAACAGCAAAGAACAAGAUGAGGACCCUGUGGUAAUGGCUUUAAUCAGUGGGUUAUUUCACCACACAAUUCGGCACCUGGAAGCUUCUUAAUAACGAAGAUGAUUGAAGCCACUGUUUAACGUCCAAAAUUAAAACCUACUGAUUAACUUCAUUAACAUCAUUAAUUUAUUAUGUUUGAAAUCUUGUGCGACUGUAAAGACCAUGUGUUUGUCUCUCGUUGUACUGGAGCACCAUCCAAUAAAACGGACAUUUUGUAAAAGACAAUGUUUUUCUGUCGCCUGCAGAAGACCCCAUGCCUACACUGCACUCCGGCCUGGUGCUCAGAUCCUUGCUGGGCCACUGUGCUCUGGCCUGGCACAGGCUCCUUUCACUUGGACUUUGUACUCAGACUGAGCGCUACACCUUGCAUUUGACUUGUGCACUGGGACCGUGCACUCUGACCUUACACACGGACCCCGUGCUGGGCCUUUGCACUUUGGCCUUGUGCUGGAUACUUACACCUGGAGUUUGCACACUCA
Messenger RNA from Pristis pectinata (smalltooth sawfish), 4139 nucleotides. It is a transcript of the gene col9a2, whose product is annotated as procollagen, type IX, alpha 2. Lineage: Eukaryota; Metazoa; Chordata; Chondrichthyes; Rhinopristiformes; Pristidae. Bases 170 to 2242 code for a protein of 690 amino acids. The transcript has 32 exons. The record is from RefSeq and is a predicted model, not a curated record.